Molecule: messenger RNA, 1279 nt
Organism: Rhopilema esculentum
Lineage: Eukaryota; Metazoa; Cnidaria; Scyphozoa; Rhizostomeae; Rhizostomatidae
Source: RefSeq, a predicted model, not a curated record
UUUGUUAUAGAGUUCAGAGAAUUUAGUUUCUUUAGUACAGUGGCAAUUUUUAAGUGUAUCUCAUAUUUGUUCUUAGAUGUUGACGAAUGCUCAACCAACGCGCAUUCUUGUCACUCAAACGCGUCUUGUACAAACACAGUUGGCAACUACACUUGUUCAUGUAAUAGUGGUUUUGUAGGAGAUGGCAGAAAUUGUAACGAUAUUGACGAAUGCUCAACCAAUGCGCAUUCUUGUCACUCAAACGCGUCUUGUACAGACACAGUUGGCAACUACACUUGUUCAUGUAAUGAUGGUUUUGUAGGGGAUGGCAGAUAUUGUACAGAUGUUGACGAAUGCUCAACCAACGCGCAUUCUUGUCACUCAAACGCCUCUUGUACAAACACAGUUGGCAACUACACUUGUUCAUGUAAUGAUGGUUUUGUAGGGGAUGGCAGAUAUUGUAUAGAUGUUGACGAAUGCUCAACCAACGCGCAUUCUUGUCACUCAAACGCGUCUUGUACAAACACAGUUGGCAACUACACUUGUUCAUGUAAUAGUGGUUUUGUAGGAGAUGGCAGAAAUUGUAACGAUAUUGACGAAUGCUCAACCAAUGCGCAUUCUUGUCACUCAAACGCGUCUUGUACAGACACAGUUGGCAACUACACUUGUUCAUGUAAUGAUGGUUUUGUAGGAGAUGGCACACAUUGUACAGAUGUUGACGAAUGCUCAACCAAUGCGCAUUCUUGUCACUCAAACGCGUCUUGUACAAACACAGUUGGCAACUACACUUGUUCAUGUAAUGAUGGUUUUGUAGGGGAUGGCAGAUAUUGUACAGAUGUUGACGAAUGCUCAACCAACGCGCAUUCUUGUCACUCAAACGCGUCUUGUACAAACACAGUUGGCAACUACACUUGUUCAUGUAAUAGUGGUUUUGUAGGAGAUGGCAGAAAUUGUAACGAUAUUGACGAAUGCUCAACCAAUGCGCAUUCUUGUCACUCAAACGCGUCUUGUACAAACACAGUUGGCAACUACACUUGUUCAUGUAAUGAUGGUUUUGUAGGGGAUGGCAGAUAUUGUACAGGUUUGUAUCUUACCUUACAAAUAUCAUGGGUGCAAUUUAAAAACAAAAAUGAGUUAUGAACGUCUUUUUAAAAAAUUAUGGAAUUGUUUCGUAUUGGCCAUGUGUCCUUUGUUAAUUUUUGUCUUUUUUCAAAUACAAGUCAGUUAUUCCUUUAUUUCAAGUUGGGAUUGUACCUUAUUUUCUUGAAAAAAACCAUGUUCUUUCUAUACUUAUUCUCCU